CGUAGACUGACGUGCAAUAAGCACCAACUAUGUUGCAAUUAUACAUACUUGCAUGUAUUACUGGAUUGCAGAGUAUACAAGGGGAGAAGUACACACUAUGCCCAAACGGAUGGCUGGCAAACGAGGGGUCUUGCUACUGGUUUGGACAUAUUGAUAACCCAAUGGCUUAUACUACGGCUGAGGAAUACUGCCGUCACCAUAACAGUCAUCUUGUGCAUGUGAACGACUCUGCAGAGAAUGACUUUCUGAAGGAUCGAAUGAGAGAAUUAAGAGAUUUUCAACCCGGACAAAAUGCAAACAACAACGAAGAUUGUGCCCUUUUUGACUGGGAUUUUGACUUCACAUGGGCCGAUGUUCACUGCAACUUUCAAACUACACCUCUGUGUGAGAAACCGUGA
Mya arenaria is the source of this 398-nucleotide messenger RNA. Its product is annotated as asialoglycoprotein receptor 2-like. Gene Ontology annotation, molecular function: carbohydrate binding. The transcript has 4 exons. The record is from RefSeq and is a predicted model, not a curated record. Gene Ontology annotation, cellular component: external side of plasma membrane. NCBI's taxonomy places the organism in Eukaryota, Metazoa, Mollusca, Bivalvia, Myida, Myidae. Bases 30 to 398 code for a protein of 122 amino acids. Gene Ontology annotation, biological process: biological process involved in interspecies interaction between organisms.